UGCGCCGCUGGACCGUUAUUCCGGGGUUCCAGGUGCAUUUCCUGAGCGACAUUUAGAGAAAUCCAGAAGAGAGAGAGAGAGAGAGAGAGAGAGAGAGAGAGAGAAUUAAUCUGACUCUCAGUCUGAUGAGGAACCGGAUACACUCUGAUCUGAUCUGAUCUGAUCUGGAGGUGUUGGUGAUGAUGAUGAUGAAGAUGAUGAUGAUCCAGACUGCUCUUAGGAGAUCAUGAGUGGCCUGUGUUCACCUUAAAACACCUUCACUUUUACCCAGUGCACCCUGAUCAUCACAAAACACCACCAUCAUCAAAACACCACCAUCAUCACCAUCAUCAUCCUCCUCUUCUUCAGCAUGUCCGGGAAACACUUCAAUGUGCAUGAGGUCGGCUGCUGCAUCAAAUACUUCAUCUUCGGGUUUAACAUCAUCUUCUGGCUGCUGGGUGUGGCCUUUCUGUCUGUGGCUCUGUGGGCCUGGAGUGAGAAGGGUGUUCUCUCCAAUAUCUCCUCCAUCACAGAUCUGGGAGGGUUUGACCCGGUCUGGUUGUUCCUGGUGGUGGGGACGGUGAUGUUUGUGCUCGGCUUUGCCGGCUGCAUCGGCGCUCUGAGGGAAAACUCGUUUCUGCUGAAGUUUUUUUCCGUGUUCUUGGGAAUCAUCUUCUUCCUGGAGCUGACCGCCGGAGUCCUCGCUUUCGUCUUCAAGGACUGGAUCAAGGAUCAGCUCAAGUUCUUUAUCAACAACAACAUCAGAGCGUACCGAGACGACAUCGACCUGCAGAACCUCAUCGACUUCACGCAGGAAUACUGGGAGUGCUGUGGUGCGUUCGGACCUGAAGACUGGAACCUAAACAUCUACUUUAACUGCACUGACAACAACCUGAGCAGAGAGAGGUGUGGAGUUCCCUUCUCCUGCUGCACUAAAGAUCCUGCUGAGGAUGUAAUAAACACUCAGUGUGGCUACGACAUCCGAGCUAAAGCUGACUCGGAGCAGAAGACGUUUAUCUACACUAAAGGCUGUGUGCCGCAGUUUGAAAAAUGGCUGCAAGAAAACCUUACGGUGGUGGCAGGAAUCUUCAUAGGAAUCGCACUGCUUCAGAUCUUUGGGAUUUGUUUAGCUCAGAACCUGCUGAGUGACAUCGAGGCUGUGAGAGAGAGCUGUUUGUUUACCUGACCUGGUGGAGUCCGAAGUCCUCACAGCGUCCUGUGGAAGACAAGACGACUUUUCACUUCCAUUCUGAUUUUUUAAAACAUUUUUUUUUUUAUCUCGUCCCUUUCAUCAAUUCCUCUGUGACUGCAGUUCCAUCUCUGACCACUGAAUGUGGUAGAGGCGCUGUAGCUCCAACUCUGUGCGCUGUGGAAAAUACUAGUAAAAAAAAAGUUGCCCCACCCCACGUCUCUCACCACAACUUAACAUUAACAUCCUUGCUAACAGCUAGCGUUGGCUUAUGAAGACCGGCUAGCAUCAUGCUAAUGACACAAAUCGCCUCACGCACCCAAUUCCAUUGUCACCAGUCAGUGUGAAUUAGCUUUUCAUGAAUUAGCCAACUUCAGUCAGGGCGUUAAUAUGGUCAGAAGAUGACGCUAGCUGCUAGUGACAUUUUCCUCAUAAAGUCUGAGGUAAAUGUACAAAAAAACACUAGCUUACCGCUAAUUUAGUGAAUUACCCGUAUUUCUUUUUGUCUGUAAUAUAAAUCGUAGCUUUUUGUGUAGCUAGGCAAACGUCGCUUGUGUUAUGAUGGAAAAUGGACAUCGAUUGGUCGAUUUCCAAGCACUGCUUUUUUAUUUUAAAUUUUUAUUUAUUUUUGCUAACAGCGUCUGCUCUGAGCGGAUGAGAAGCACUGCAUGUUGUACUGGAAUUAUAUUACUGUUAACGUAAAGGCACCUCAUAUCGACAGCUUUCUAGUGAAGAUAUUUAACUUCACUUUUCGUGCGACUUGUGUUCGAUAUGCUAGCUAGGCGAAACCGAUUAGCCGAACAGCAGAAAAGCUUCUAGAGCUCAUAGAAUUCAAAAUUUGAGAAUGUUUCUGAGUAAAAUUACAAUCGAUUCAUGAAUAAUUAGUGAACACGUUUCGGUUCAGGCUGUUGUGUGAACGCAUUCCUCUGAACGCUUUUUUUUUAAUGAAAGUGUGUCGAUGCUAGGUGCCCUGUCAUUCUAGAUCUUUAGGUCAUUAUGAAUUUAAUAUUAUAGCUAUUAGUUUACCUCAGUGUUCAGAAUGUUUUUAAUGCUAGCUGUGUGUGUGAGUGUAUGUUAGAGAGAGUGUGUGUGUGUGUGUGUGUGUGUACUUUGCACUUGCUGGAUUUUCUGGGUUGUAAGAUUUGUCAUUGUUCUUUUGCUAAAUUCGACACUAAACUGACUUUGCACUACAGUUAGCUUGAUACUAAUUGAAAACGUGAUUUCUGCGCUAGCAGAUUCUAAUGGUGCGUUAAAGAGAAUUUGACGUUUAUUAAGACAGUGACGGAUGGAGUUAUGUACCGCGGUCAGAAAGAAAUAUUCUACACCAGCAGGUGGCGCUAUCCAUUAUUUAGUGAGGUGUUUAUUCUGUUGAUGGUCCAGAAAAUGCAGUAAUUGAGCAGAUAAUAUGUUUAUGUAAUUAGAGAUCUGAGACAGAGAAUUGUAGUUUUCCUUCUGAGGCAUAGUAGGAACACUAACGUAAACACGUGAAAGUCGUCAUGUCGUGUUUUUUAUAUGAAUGAUGUAAAUCUGACUCCAGCACUGGUGUUUUGAUUUUUAAACAGGGUUGUUUUUUAAGACACUUCUCACUGCUUCUCACAGCUACUCAAAGCUCCUCAUAGCUCACAGCUCUUCACACUUCCCCACAGGUCCUUAAUGGUAAUCACAGAUCCUCUAAGCGCCUCACAGAUUCUCACUGGUCCUAACAGAUCCUCAAAACUCCUCACAGCUCACAGCUCUUCACACUUCCGCACAGGUCCUUAAUGGUCCUCACAGACCCUCUAAGCUCCUCACAGUUCCUCACAGAUUCUCACUGGUCCUAACAGAUCCUCAAAGCUCCUCACAGCUCACAGCUCUUCAAACUUCCUCACAGAUCCUCAAUGGUCCUUACAGCUCCUCACUGGUCCUCACAGAUCCUCACAGCUCCUCACAGUUGCUCACAGCUCCUUACGGCUACUUCCAACUCUUCACUGGUCCUCACAGCUCCUCACGUGUCCUUAACGCUCCUCACAGGUCCUCACAGCUUCUGACUGGUCUUCAUAGCUUAUAGAUCCUUGCAGUUCCUAAAAACUCCUCAAAGCUUCUCACUGGUAGUCAUUGGUCCUCGCAGCUCACAGUUCCUUACAGUUUCUCAUAGCUCCUCAUAGUGGCCCAUUGCUCCUCACAGUUCUUCUCAGUUUCUUACAGCUCCUAACAGUUCCUCAGAGCUCCUCACAGUUCUUUAAAGCUCCUUACAGUUCCUCACAGCUCAUCACAGUUCCCCACUGCUCUUUACAGCUCCUCACAGCUCCUUACAGUUCUUUAGACCUUGUCACAGCUCCUCAGCCCACUUUACUGCUCCUUACUGCUCCUCAGAGUCCCUCACAGGUCCUCACUGCUCCUUACAGUUCUUCACAGAUCCUCACCACUUGUCACAGUUUCUCACAGCUUCUUACAGUUCCUCACUGCUCCUUACAGCUCCUCACAGUUUCACUGCUCCCUACAGCUCCUCACAGUUUCUCACAGCUCCCAACAGUUCCCAAAAGCUCCUCAAAGCUACUCACUGGUCGUAAUUGGCCCUCAAAGCUCACAGUUCCUUACAGUUUCUCAUAGCUCCUCACAGUUGCCCACUGCUCCUCACAGUUCCUCUCAGUCCUCACAGCUCCUUACAGCUCGUCACAGUUCCUCAUUAUCUGUACUGUUCCUCACAGCUCCUCAGAGCUCACAGCUCUUUAGCCUUCCUCACAGAUCCUCAAUGGUUCUUACAGCUCCUCACUGCUCCUCACUGCUCUUCACACUUCCUCACUGUUCCUCACUGUUCCUCACUGCUCCUCACUGCUCCUCACUGCUCCUCACUGCUCCUCACUGCUCCUCACUGCUCACUGUGUGUGUUGUGUUUGAUGUGAUUUGUUUGAUUUGCUGAAGUAUUUUACAGUGUUGUAUUUGAGCACAUUGAAGCUGUUCUCCACCCUGAGACGAGGUGAGCGGUGAGAAAAAUAAAGUUUCAUAUGUUUUGUUAAAA
Silurus meridionalis is the source of this 4166-nucleotide messenger RNA. It is a transcript of the gene tspan5b, whose product is annotated as tetraspanin 5b. Gene Ontology annotation, biological process: protein maturation; regulation of vascular endothelial growth factor signaling pathway; protein localization to plasma membrane. Lineage: Eukaryota; Metazoa; Chordata; Actinopteri; Siluriformes; Siluridae. The transcript is spliced from 9 exons. Bases 350 to 1165 code for a protein of 271 amino acids. The record is from RefSeq and is a predicted model, not a curated record. Gene Ontology annotation, cellular component: membrane.